Molecule: messenger RNA, 567 nt
Organism: Anthostomella pinea
Lineage: Eukaryota; Fungi; Ascomycota; Sordariomycetes; Xylariales; Xylariaceae
Source: the annotation of a GenBank genome assembly
AUGACUAUUCAGGACGGCCUUCACCUUUUCAUCAUUCGCACAGCAGACCAGUACGUCUUUGAGGCAAUACCCAUAUAUCUAUACGGUUCACGUCUUUUCCUGCAGCACUUGCGAGAAAACAACACCCAGCGUCUAUCGAAGUUCAUACCAAAACAACCUCUUCCAACUUCCCAACAAACCAAACAUCGAAAACAUGCGCGAUUUCCUACGAAACUUCCUCGUGGCAGCCGCCCCUUUCCCUUCCCGCCAGCCCCAGGCCCCGUCCACACCGACAACACCGUCAUACCAACCUACCCAACCCACGCCCCUACCUACGAACAGUGCGCCACCUGGGCACGCGCCAAGUCAGACGCCUCCUGCCUGACCAUUAGCAAAGAGAACUGCCUCAAGACGCGCGAGUUCCUGCUGCUCAACCCGCAACUCCACGGUGACAGCGAAGAGGUGUGGGAGGACUACUGGUACUGCGUCCGCAGCCCGGACGGCGCUGUGUGUGUGGUGAAGACGGUCACCGUCAUUCCGUUGCCGGCGACGGCGACGGCGACGGUUUUGGGUACUCGACAGCUGUGA